This is a messenger RNA of Rotaria sp. Silwood2, 873 nucleotides long. NCBI's taxonomy places the organism in Eukaryota, Metazoa, Rotifera, Eurotatoria, Philodinida, Philodinidae. The record is from the annotation of a GenBank genome assembly.
AUGAUAGAAGAUUCUGGAUUUCGUGCAAUUGCUCAAGAAUUAAUAAGUAUUGAUAAGAUGAUUUAUUUUCAUUUAUUUAGGAACUAUAACACUUUUUAUGGUUUUCUUGUAGGACAUAAAUAUGGAGUAGUUGAUGCUAAUAAUGUUUUACGAGGUCGUCAUACGACAGCCAAAACUAUUUAUGAUCUUGCUGAUUCAUAUAGAGAAUGUAUAAAACAAAAGUUAAUUGAACCACUUCAACAACGUGCUGUUACAAUAUCUUCGGAUUUUUGGUCGGGCACUUAUAAAAAUAUAUUGUACUUGGGAUUAAAUGUUUCAUUUGUUGAUGCUAAUCAUCAAUAUUCUCGAUUGAUCUAUUUUGUCGCUCUUGAAGCACAUUUACUUGAAUUUGGGAUCAAUGAUUUAACUUUGAUCAACAUUUUAUGCGAUAGAGAUUCAAAUUUUGUAACACACUUUCGAGAUUAUGAUCCAUUAUUUUGUUUUGAACAUCGCCUUAAUAAUAUUCUGAAAACAUCAUUUUUUCAGAGUGCAAAAAAAACAAGAAAAAGCUCCUAUUCAAUGUCGAUAGUUGAUAUUACUACAUCAUCAAAUAUUAGCACAGUAACAAAAGAACAGAAAGAUGGUGUACCAAGUAUAAAUGAUAUUUUAUCAAGUGAAGAAGAAUCUGAAGAUGAUGAAGAUUUAUCAACAUCAAUUCCAGUGAUACGCAAACGAAAACAAAAUAUUUUAAAAUUAAAAGGCGAUAAUCAACAGUUGUUACCAAAAGUAUCAAUUGAUAAUAUUUCUGGUGAAGCAAAAGCUGUUUUUAUUGCAUUACCACAAUGUAAAAAGAUUGUAAAAUUUAUCAAAAAAGUAGUUAUUUGGAAGUUUUAG